Nomascus leucogenys (northern white-cheeked gibbon) is the source of this 1142-nucleotide messenger RNA. RefSeq names its product glyceraldehyde-3-phosphate dehydrogenase-like. The transcript is spliced from 4 exons. The record is from RefSeq and is a predicted model, not a curated record. Bases 87 to 1142 code for a protein of 351 amino acids. Gene Ontology annotation, molecular function: NAD binding; oxidoreductase activity, acting on the aldehyde or oxo group of donors, NAD or NADP as acceptor. NCBI's taxonomy places the organism in Eukaryota, Metazoa, Chordata, Mammalia, Primates, Hylobatidae.
ACAAAAGUAGGCUCUCUGCUCCUCCUGUUCGACAGUCAGCCGCAUCUUGUUUUGCAUUGGCAGCCGAGCCACAUCCCUGAGACACCAUGGGGAAGGUGAAGGUCAGAGUCAACGUAUUUGGUCGUAUUGGGCGCCUGGUCACCAGGGCUGCUUUUAACUCUGGUAAAGUGGAUAUUGUUGCCAUCAAUGGCCCCUUCAUUGACCUCAACUGCAUGGUUUACAUAUUCCAAUAUGAUUCCAUCCAUGGCAAAUUCCAUGGCACCGUCAAGGCUGAGAACGGGAAGCUUGUCAUCAAUGGAAAUCCCAUCACCAUCUUCCAGGAGCGAGAUCCCUCCAAAAUCAAGUGGGGCGAUGCUGGUGCUGAGUACGUCAUGGAGUCCACUGGAGUCUUCACCACCAUGGAGAAGGCUGGGGCUCAUUUGCAGGGGGGAGCCAAAAGGGUCAUCAUCUCUGCCCCCUCUGCUGAUGCCCCCAUGUUCGUCAUGGGUGUGAACCAUGAGAAGCAUGACAACAGUCUCAAGAUCUUCAGCAAUGCCUCCUGCACCACCAACUGCUUAGCACCCCUGGCCGAGGUCAUCCAUGACAACUUUGGUAUCAUGGAAGGACUCAUGACCACAGUCCAUGCCAUCACGGCCACUCAGAAGACUGUGGAUGGCCCCUCCGGGAAACUGUGGUGUGAAUGUCAAGAUGAUGAUGAUGAAGAUGAUGAUGAUGAAGAUGAUGAUGAUGAUGAUGUCCACAGUGUAGGAGAACAUGGCAAUAAUGGUCUUAUUAAAGCAGAAUCAAGCACUGGACCCAAGGACCACUGUUCAACUGGUGAAAAAUCCUUCCUCUCUGGAUUCUUCCCCUUGGAUCCUGUAGACCAGAGUAUUCUCAGUUCUGACACCAACUUUGCCAUGUACACUGUAGGCAUCAUAGCAAAUCCUAGCUCAAAUAGUGAAAAGCUUAUGUCUCCAAACAGCAAGGCAGAGGAAAUCUCUGAGGCAGAUGUCUGCCGAAGGCGCUGCAGCCCUCUGCCCUCUCUUCCAGAAGGCCCUCCCCAGCGACAGAACAAUGGCUCCAAUCAUGCCAGGGAGCUCCGCAGGCCUCCAGGUUGGCUUCCUUUCAGUGUCUGUUUAGUUCAGGGGCCUCGUCUUGUGUGA